GGCGAUCCCAAGAUUUGAAAGUAGCGCGUCGAUGCGCUCCUGUAGGUGAUCGUCAUAGAUCGAAAAGGGAGAUAGCUCCACACAUUUCUUCAACAUGGGUGCGGAAGCAAUGCUCGAGGAAGAUGCGAGGGAGGACUGGAUCAGUCGUGGGUUCAACAUGAACGACUUCAGCUUGAAGAAAAUGACAGCGAUAUGGGACACGGAAGAGAAAGAAGACGUGAAGCGAGCGAAGAAGUUGAAAGUGCUCCAGCACAAGCACAAACCAUUGACGGAAGACAUCAAGCGCGUGGUGACCAAGGUUUCGUCCGAGCUGGAACACGCGUCCGAGACCGUUCGGGAGACGUUGCGGCAAUUCGAGCCCGUGAUCCUCCGCGACCGUCGGUGGCUAAGGGAACACGUUGCGGUGAUCUAUCGUAUGGACGACGAAUGCACCAAGUACAAGCUCAUGAAGGUGACGAACCACGCCAAGUUCAUGGCCACGGCCAAGACAGAGCAAGCCAAGAACGUCGAGCGGCAUGGACGCAUCGAGCACAAGGCGCCACUUCUUCGACGGCUUCGGGAGAUGAAAGAAGAAGCGGACAAGCGCGACCGCGCCCAAGCGACCGAGGAACUCGAGACAAAGUGGAAGUACUGGCACGACCUGGAGAUAGAAGAGAGGGAUCGGUACGUGUCCCAGACACAAACGCACAACGACGCGCAUAUUGCGUACAAGCGCAAGAUGAACAUGCAGUACUGGAAGUCCAAGUUGAAGGACGGGCGACGCGAGGCGGUGGCCGUCCGCGCCGCGCUCGACCGCUCGCGCGCAAUGGAUGUGCAGCAUGCCGUUCAAGACGUGGUGGACGGAUUGGACAUGUGGGAAGCGGAAGAAGGCGCGAGUGCCGCGUACGGCACGCUGCGGCGCCAGACCGAGUCGUCACUGGGUGUGUUUGGGGGGGCGUUGUUCAGUUCGUUAGACGACGAUGAUGAGUUGGACCCACCACCAGAACUUGACAGCCACACGAUUGCAUUUCCCACAGCGGGGCCAUUCGACACGCGACGAGAACUGCAGCGAGUAGAGUUGAUGGAUCACCAGUCCAACCUACGCGCUUUGGAAGAAAAGAUGGAUCGAUUGCGGGUUCUAAAGGCCAACGCUGUGGACGACCGCAAGUGUAUCGUAGACAAAAAGGCGGGGGUUGUUCGGGGGCUGAGUCAAGCCAAGGCGGCUCACCGCGAGGUGCUCGUCGGUCUCGCGGGGCCCCCGAGGAGGGAGCCGUCGGACGCCGACCGGCUGUAUAUCCACUCGUUGCUGAAACAGGCCGCGGAUCUAUCGGCGGAGCUCAAGGAGCUGUCGAUUCGAGACCGACUGCUCACGGAACGGUUGACGGGGUGGACGGAAGAAGAGCACGCGGUGGCAGAGCAACUGGCGCAUGCGGCCGGCGUCGUCGGGGCAAUGGAAGCGGCGGUCGCCGACAUGGACAAGGCCCAGAACGACCUGCCCAUGGUUGUGGGGCGAUCCAUCGCCCAUACAGUUGACCAGACAAUGACGUGGCAGCACCAACACAUGUUGCCACGGGAAACAUUGGCAGCAGUGACCCAACGAACCAAGCUGGAGCUGCUCAAGGCGGCCGCGAUGCCAGCAUUUCAACUGUACGAACAAGCGCGGUACCUUGGACUCGAGUCGUGGAAGCUGUCCAAGCAAAAGAUGGUGGAUCAAGCCGAGCUGGAGCUUACGGUGCACCGUCUAGCCAAGCUCCAAGACACCCUAACCAAGCAGCAGUCGCUCAACCAGCGGUCCGACGUGAUUAACGCGCUACAAAACUUUCAUAACCACCGGCAGCCCCUACAUGCUGUCAAGAAAAUCUCAACGGGAUUGCUCGACUGGUGGAAAUCGCGCGAUGUGUCGACGUCGUUAGGCGUGUCGUUGGCACGAGACGAUGCCACGUGGAUCGGACUGGACCCAGGCAACCGCCGAGGCAUUUUGCGCGGCGCCGUGCUCCUCCCUACUCACGCGUUAUGGAAACUUCGAUUCGAGAUUGCCAUGGUAAAGCCUCGAGAUAUGGACGUGGACGCUGCGCUGUUUACGCCUGAGGACCGCGUGACGGUCAGUUUCGGGCUUACGAGCGGCACCGUGGGCCAAAUCGGAUCGUUUUCUGCCAUCGACGACAACGGCCGCCUGUGUGGAGCCCACUCGAUCGUGCAAGACUACGUCGGCUCGCGGCUGUCGUAUUGCAUCGAGUUUUUCCGGAGUUCGACGAGCACCAUGUCGCACACAGUUGUUGUGCUGGGGCUGGCGGUCGCGGGAACAUUCACUCAAGACGACUACACCGCCGCCGAUGCGAAUCCUCAAAGUGCCGCUGUCGUCCACCAUGCGGGGGGGGGUUCGCAUGUGCUGUCCGAGUAUGUAAAAAUGCUGCGAGUGCAGGCACAGCAGGGUAACCACCGGUGUGCGUCGCUCUUGGAGGAGCUCAUCAAGGUCGAGCUCAGCGACGCCGAGGUGUGGGACUCGAACGUUCUGCACGGACACGCCCAGCGAUUUCCCCGGCUCACGUACGCCACACAAUUGCGGCAAGCCAUCCAGCACGAAAUUUCCAAGGCGAUUCAACACGAUAUCAAUAAACGAAGGAUGGUGGCAGCAGUUGGAGACUUGUCCGUUCCCCGUGGAUCUUGUCAUAUUCAGCAGCUUCAAGGAAUACAUGAUCACGAUGACAUGGACGAUCGAGAUGGAAUAGAGCAGUUCAAAGCGCCUAUUUCUCGAUUGGACCAAUCCAUGCUGAACUACCGGCACCGCAAGAGCGAACAUAUUGAAGUGGCCACGUCGACUGCGCGGGGAAUGGUUGGCCAGCGCGUGCAGUUACAUGGACAGGACGACAGAUGGCAGCAAGGCAUCAUAUUGGGGAUGCGCGUCGAGUGGAAAGAAGGCGGGACAAAGCUGGACAUUUCGCACCAGGUGACUGUGGCGUCCAAUACAUCCACUUGGGUGAAUCUAGCCCAGCAAAAGAAUGUGUUGGUGGCCAACGACAUGGCCCCGUUGGUCGUGCUCGAGCGCCGCGAGAAGCAAGUCCAAGAUGAGAAAUGGAAGGAGAUGGUAGCCCAGAAACUAAACGCUCCCACGAAAUCAUUGCUGGAAAUUGAGCAAGAAUACACGAGUAUCAACACGCACGAAGACGCCCAAUUUGAAAACGCACAAGCACUCGACUUGAUUCGCCGACAAAAGGCGGUGACACAUGACGCCCAGCGUACUUGCACGUAUGACCCGCAAGUCGUGUCGCUCUUGGAGGUCGAAGCCAGGCGGUUGAUGCAAAGUGUAAACCACCCAAAUGUCAUCACGUUCGACGUGGCGCUGCACACGUUAAAGUCGAAUUAUAUUCGACAAACAGUGGACGCGCGCAUGGAAUUCAUCAAAAAGACAUGGGCGCGCAAGAACAAGCGCCGCCUCGACAAGCGAAAGGCCGACCGCGACCAGCGCAAACGCAAAUAUGACCACAGCCACCAGCAAGUACUGGAAUUGACCAAGGACGAACGACUGGAGCAGGAGAAUGCCGCCAAACAGCAGCAGGCCGACGCCCACGGAGCGGCCCUGCGCGCGGCAUUGCAAAUUCCCCACUUCCACCUUGCCGUGGCCCCUGAACCCCCCUGUGCUCAUCGCGAAUUGAAGCAGUGGGGAGCCAAGUACGACAAGGGCGUCAAGUGCAAACAAUGUGGCAAAGAAAUGAGUCGGUCAUUUGACGAUGUGGACGCGGCGCGCGGGGCCGACCCGGCCUUGGACCACGACGUGGAAAUGCAUCGGCUGUUUGAAGCGAGUUUUCGGUUUGAAAAUGCAGAGCAUUUGCGACGAGUGGAAGAUGAGCGCGUCCGGUUGGAGAAAGAAGCGCGCCAAGUGCAGCUGGCCGAAGUGCACUCGUACGAUUCGACGCACAUGCAGGCCAUUGACGCGCUCAACUUUCGCCACGUGAUGGGACGAAACGUGGACGACCGCGACGGCCCCCGCAACGACCGCGAUAGACACGUGGCAGCGUAUCGUGACGAGUUGAGUUUCUUUGGUCGUGUCAACCAAUAUCGGUACCGGCUUCGGAUUCUGCAAGAUUUACGCGGAGCCGCCUACAAGGAGCGGCUGAUUGAGGUAGAGUCACUCAGUCAAUUGCAAGUGGAGCGCAGCACGACGACUCAAGUGGUCGCUAUAGUUCAAGUCGAACAAGAACGGGCGCGGCAACUGCUCACAGAUCGAAAGAUCGCCAUCGACACGUACAAUGCGUCUGCCAAGCACUUGCAAGAAUGCCUUGUCGAGAAAACCUUGGCGUUUCGGGCGCGGGAAGGCGUCGAGGAAGAAGCUAAGCUCGCCAUGCUGCAUGCUGCCGCGCUAGAACGCACCACUGCCAACAUGCGUCUGCUGUGGGAUGCCGCCCAUACCGAUCGGCAGCAAGUUAAGGAAUCCAUUCAGACGCUGAAAGGGCAGCUGGAAGGCGCCAUGGAAGGUCGACAUGCGCUCGGUGAUCGGCUCUUGGCGCUGCAAUACCGAAAAAAACGCACCAAGGUGCACACCCCGUACGGCGUGGGUGUAGUGCAGUACUUUCGAGAAUCAGACAACAUUCUUGCAAUUCGACUGAGGACAUGGAAGGCCACCGUGUACAUGUCGUUGGUGCACUUUACCCAGGCCGCGAAAGCGAUGCAGCAACGGGAGCUCUUGGCAAUGCGAAGCGUGGAAGUCGAGUGCAAAGCGUUUGUUAGUGCCGAGCGACGCCGUGAAGCGUCCGAGUGCCACGUCAUGGAAACGGAAGAAGCACUGUGUCGAGAAAUCACGGUGUGGGCCCAACAAAUGGCGGCCAAGCAAGGCCACAUCCGCGUCGCCGUGACCAAAGUGGAAGUGCAGACCCAAGUCCGGAUGGCGCUCCGAGACGCCAAGCGGCGGUUCCGCACCGAGGCCGAGGCCGACGCCGUCCGCGCGCAUGCCGCCAAGAUCCGCCUCGUUCGACCCAAGCUCAAGACGAUGCCCAAGAAGCUGGCUCCUCAACGCUCCACCAGCAUGGCCAAAAUGACGGCGGCGAUGGCGAUCACAUCAACCAACAAUGCCACCACGAAUUCCGCGACCCCAGCAGCACUCCCAAAGGUCUCAAAACAGUCGACAUUGGACAAGACACGCGUGGCGAGGGCCGCGUUGAAGCGCAUUCUCAUGGCUCAUGCAGAAGCGGCCGUGUUGACCACGGAACGAGGCCUUGUCGCAGAAUACGACCGCGUCCACCACGACCAGCUGGUCACGACGGUCGGGAAUGAAUGUGUGGCGAGUCUGCUGCACGAGUUGCUUGUCGACGUGUCCGCCGAAACGAUUCAAGAGGGCGUGGUAGGUGCGAAAACCAUGGAACUGCAGUCGACCGUCGUCCAUUCUCGGCAGCAUCCACAUGUACAAGUCCACGUGCAUGUGGCUCUGCGACGCCAAGUCGUUGGGCGCAAAAUGCAGUUGGAGGUGGUCAAGCGGACGUGGGCGCGGCAACUGGAGCGGCUGCGGUGCGUCCAGGCCGAGGUGCGUCGACGGAAUGACAUGGAGCGGCGGGCAGAAGAAGAACGCAAGCGGCUGGAGGCGGUGUGCAAGGAGAUGGCGCGGGAGGACUUGGCGUGUCGAAGGUUUUACCGCCAAGAAAAGCGUGUUAUGAUGGUGGAAUCUCGACACAUGCAGUUGGCCGAGAUGGAAAUGAGAGAGUAUAUGCGACAGCGUGAACUGCAGUUGAUGCUUGAAAAGUACAACACGUUGGAUGGGGAUGACAAGAAUAAGGAAGGUAGCAAGGUCGCCCGACGUUUGCAGAUCAAAAAAGGCAAGCGGGAAAAGCAUCGUCUGGCCGACGAAUGGGCUGCCAUCAAACUCGAAGACGAUUUGGCCAUGGCUAUCCGAGAAGUGUGGCUGCAGGAGCGACGGGAGCAAGAGCUGGAGCAACAACAGCUCGAGUUUAUGCUGCAGCAAGCCGAGUUCCAAGAGUCCGAUACGGAAAGCGACCUCGAGUUUGAAGACAACGAAGACAUCGACGACGACGACGGGGAUCAGCGCCAGCCGGUGAUGGAUGCCGUCGCGGCGAGAGCCAAGGAGCGGAUGGUUCACUUGAAUCCCAAAGCCAGAGCUAUCCUGGAGCAACAGCUGGAGCGCCGGGCGACAGCCAAGCUCAUUGCAGCCAAGAAGCGGCACGACUUUGCGCAUCGGCUGAACGAAGAGUACAUGGUGGCGGCGGCCGAAACCAUGUUUGCCGUGGCCAGCGCAGAUCUGACCAUUGUCCAAAUGCAAGAAAAGUUGGCGUACUUGCAGCGGUUGGACAGCGACGCCGAUCAAAUCAAGAGGAUGCAACUGGAUCUAAAGCGAAACCAGCAACAAGCCAAAGAAAUCACCGACGGCGCGCGGCGGAAACACGAGUAUGCUGUUGAGUGCCUUGCACGCUGUGCUGCUGCCGAGGCGGCGCUGGAAUUGGCCAUCGCGCGAGAAAAACGAGAUGAAAAGGUUAUGCACAAAACGAUCAAAGACACGGCGUAUAUGGACUCGAGCGUACUGCACAAACGGUGCCAGCGCUUUCUUACGGAUUAUUUGGCCAAGGAAUUGUACAAGAAAUAUUUCCAAACGCUGGUGCACUUGAUCGUAUUGCGGACGUUUACAGUGUCGACAGAGCGGCAUAUGCUGUCUCUGGGGGAACGAAUUCAGUCUCUGGACAGGGAAAGCGCCGACAAAACGGCGCAAGUCGCGCGGCUGUGGCGCAAGCACAUGCGUGCGAGUCGCAUGCGUCUGUGUCGUGCUGAGCUGGGGCGGGUGCUAUUUCGAAAGCAGCGGAAGGAAGCGCUCAAGCGGGCGUUUCAAGGAUGGAUCAACGUGUGGCACCAUUCAUCGGUGGUUCGCAAUGCAUAUGACCUGCGGUACAGUCUAGCCCGCCAAGACCAGCGCGUGGCUGCCCUAGACGCCAUGCAUGCGUCGGGGUCCCAUCUCAAGGCCAACCACGAAGCAUCCCCGUCUCAAACGACUUUGCACAAGUUUCAGCAUCGGUGGAUCCAAUGUCGCCUGUGCAAGACCAUGUACUCGGACGCGCAAAACACUCGGUUUUCGUGUGUGUACCACCCUGCCAAGUACGACCGCGCAUGUGUCAAGUCGUGUCCGUCGCGGCGAGGCGAGCCACUCACGGCCAACUGCAUGCUCCACCGCGCCAUGCGAUGGCUGUGCUGCGACGAAACGGACGAGGGGGCGUUUGGAAGCACGGGGUGCAAACGGAGGUUUCAUGUGCCAGUGCGGGACGACCCGGUAGUGGCCGCCAACGUCCAAGUGGCCGAAGCGCAGGAAAAGGUCAAGAUGGACACAAUAAACGACGAAUUGGUCGAGCUGGAAGGGAAGAGCGUGGCUCGGACGGUGCUGCGUCAAGUACGAGAUCGACUGCAAGAUAUCCAGGACGACUUGGCGACAAAGCGCGCCAAGGCGGCGCGAUACGAUCAUUUCCACACGACUUUGUGAACCAUUCUAGUUCAUAUACGGUGUAUAUAUAUAUAUAUAUACAAAUC
Aphanomyces astaci is the source of this 7494-nucleotide messenger RNA. RefSeq lists its product as hypothetical. The record is from RefSeq and is a predicted model, not a curated record. The transcript is spliced from 30 exons. NCBI's taxonomy places the organism in Eukaryota, Oomycota, Saprolegniomycetes, Saprolegniales, Verrucalvaceae. Bases 95 to 7447 code for a protein of 2450 amino acids.